CCUUCUAUUGCAAUCAUGAGAUUUUCUUCGACUUCAACCUCUCUGGUCGCCACUCCCGAACAAGUAACUCUUGAACACGACCUUGCAGCUCCCUUGCGUGUUCGCCACCCGCCAUUCUUCAAAGGUUGCACUAAAAAACCGGUCUUCACUCUCUGUAAUCAAUUGCUUCCAUGUUUCCUACUGAUGGAAACAGUACCAGCCUGAAUCCAGAAGCACCUGAGUUCUUUCCUCAUAGUUACCUUGAAAACGACAUGGUUGCACCUUCGCAUAAUGUUGUUAACUAUACUGACCAAGAUCUCCCAAAUUUCUCGUUUCUUCCUGCAAUAAAUCAAAACCCAUCUUCUUAUUACUACUACCACUGCUACUCUACAUCAGGGCCAUCUUCUCAUCCUUAUCCUUACUAUACUGACACCGAUUAUCAAUAUCCUAGCAAUGCACAGUACUGCGUUACGUAUGCUCACAACCAUAACCUCUUGGUCUCUACAGUACUGACCAAGCCAAGCCCUAUCAUGGCAGUCUCUGAGGAAAUGCAAGCCCAAGAUGAGCCCAAAAAGGACAUGCAACAGUUGGUGACUGCAAGGGUUAGCACAGGAAGUAAAAAGAGAGGAGAGUGUAACAGAUAUGUUGGUUCUUUUAAUGGGAGAGAAGGGAGGUAUAGAGGGCACGAAAAAAAACAUGCCAAGAAGGAAUAUUUGAGAGCCAAGUCUAGUGGAAGUAGUAGAAAUCGCGAGAGGCAAUAUUCUUCCACCGGAAGGAAUGUGAGAUCUUGUGGUGGUGCCAAUUCUAGGCAGAAGCAUUCUGUGUUCCCUGUGCUGCCCGAUGGCCAAGAUACCACAGUUAUGAUCAGGAACAUUCCCAAUAGAUACACCCGUGAAAUGUUAAUGGAAUUCCUUGACAGACAUUGCAUGAUGGAGAAUGAAAAGGCAAAGAAGCAUCAAAAUUCUGACUCUGCCAAGGAGGCAAUUGUGUCAGCUUUCGAUUUCCUGUAUCUGCCUAUUGACUUCGAAAGAGAGGCCAACAAAGGCUAUGCUUUUGUUAACUUCACAGAUGCAAGAGCUGCGUGGAAGUUUUACCUUUCCACCAACCAUCAAGCAUGGGAUGUAUUCCAGUCCAGCAAGAUACGUGAGAUAGCCUGUGCUAGGCUUCAGGGAAAGGAGCAGCUAGUGAGGCAUUUUGAGAAGUCAACUUUUGAAUGCGACUCUGAUGAGUAUUUACCAGUAAGUUUCAGCCCAGCCAGAGAUGGUUCAAGGGCAGUGGUGGAGCAAAGGGCAGUGGGUAGACGUAUUAGUAACAAAAUCUAGCUAUGCGGCCUAGCUAUUAGAUAUGGUGACCAGGACGUGACAAGAACAAGAUUGUGUGCUUUUGUCAUUGUCAUUUUGUGGCCAUCAAUAUCAGGCCCCUAUAUAGCUACCUUGGCUACUGUAAUAGUUCAGUUUCAGUUUCUUGUUUAAAACUUGCUAAUUACUACCA
Messenger RNA from Populus trichocarpa (black cottonwood), 1470 nucleotides. RefSeq names its product protein terminal ear1. The coding region runs from base 171 to 1301 and encodes 376 amino acids. Gene Ontology annotation, molecular function: nucleic acid binding. The record is from RefSeq and is a predicted model, not a curated record. Lineage: Eukaryota; Viridiplantae; Streptophyta; Magnoliopsida; Malpighiales; Salicaceae. The transcript has 4 exons.